AUAUUUACAAAAUAUUUUCAAUCUCCGAGUUUCGCUUCAAACAAAUCAAAAUAUAUAUUGACUUAAUCUCCUGGAUUAAGCGAUUUAACGUCAUAUUUUCUUUUUACGUUUGGAAUUUCCUAGCUUCAUUUAGAUAUAUUUUCAUUUGAAAAUGAGCGCCAAUACUAGCGGCAGCUAUUUAGCGCGCCUUGAGAAUUUCCAUCAACUUGACAAGGAAAGAGAGGAUAUGUUAAAAGAGCUAAUUACUAAGUACCAGGAACUUGAACAGCGCUUCGAGGCCAAAUGCAAAGACCAUGAUAAUGAAGCCCAGACACGCAGCCUUUACCAGGCGCAAGCCAAUGAAGCUCAUAAAAAAUACACUGAGAUACAACACAAAACGGAAAUUAAUUCAUUUGUAUUUGCAAUUAUUGACGGCGACGGUGCUUGUUUUCGUGAAGAUUGGAUUUUAAAAGGGGCUGAAGGUGGCGCUAUAGCUGCCGAACAGUUACGCCUCGAUAUUAAACAUCAUCUUAAAAAUAUUUAUCCCGAUGUUAACGUGGACCUUUGGAAUGUUAUUGUCCAGAUUACCCUCAACCUGGAAGGCCUUUCCAGGAAACUCGAUAAGAUCGGGUUUGUGAGGACUUUAAAUGACCUCCCCAAUUUUACUCGCGGCUUCAGCCGUGCUCAAGGACUUUUCUCAAUUAUUGAUGUUGGCUGGGGCAAGGAACAGGCCGAUUUUAAAGUCCGGGAGACGUUGCGCCUGAUGAUUCAUAACUUACAGUGCAAACAUAUUAUAUUCGGGCCUUGUCAUGACAGAGGCUACAUCGUCGAAUUAAGGCCCUAUAAGCUCGACGCCUCGAUAUCUAAUAAACUUUCAUUGCUCGAAACUACCAUCGCACCGCGAGAUUUCCAGGAGCUCCAGCUUCGUAGAGUUAGAUUCCCGGAUGUGUUUCGCUCUGAACCUCUUCCGGAUAGUCCGCUGUCUCCUCCGCCGCCUCCUCCAUCUCAAUCCCCGCCUCCGCCUCCGCCCCCGUCUUCUAUACCAUUGUUGCCAGUAUCGCCACCAAGGCAAAUAACACCAAUAAUCAAUUCAAGCAUUGACAGUGAUCCUAGCGUCACCGCUAGAGUUCCCUCCAGGAUCCCCUCUUCUUGGGGUACACCAAACCCGACUCCGACCAUUAAAGAAUCCAGGAAAUUUAUGAGCAGCCCAGACGCUUCGCCAAAAUCGACCGCUUCUCCGUUCAAGUACUGUUUAAUUAAUUCCUCGGGUCAACGUAUCGAUGAAGAGAUACCAGCUUAUGACUUUGACGCCGAGUAUCGCCUUAAGAUGCGCAGCGAGAGAGAAGAGAUGAUGUUGAAGAAAAAGGGGCCUUGCAAUCGAUGGCAUUUAAACGGUAAAUGCGAGUUGACCAUAUGUCCUUACUACCACGGAGAGCGCCUCAGCUCUGGCGAACAGCUUCUUCUGAAGGGAAAAGCUAGAAACAUGGUCUGUGUAAAAAAGAGUGCUUGUAGGGACGUCGACUGCUUUUGGGGCCAUCAUUGCAAGUAUGAAUCUAGUGGGAAAAAGUGUCCCCAUAGCAAUUGCUAUUUUGCCAGCACCCAUUCUAUGGACAUGACACCAACGGAAAGAAUUUAUGCAGAUGGUUCACACGAGAGAUUACCUAAGAGACAGUCCUUCUAAAUGAGAUGACUCGCUGCCGCAUUAGAACGCUUAUACAGCCGCUGUCCUAGCUAUCGCUGUCGCAAAUGGGAUAUUUUUAUUUUUAUUUUAAACAAAUUGAUGACUCUUGAAGCUUCAGGCGUUUGGACGAUCAUUAUAUUUAUUUUAAGGGGUUGGAUCUCACAACUUUUUAUAUUUUAAUACAUUAUUGACUAUUCAACAUAGUCGCAUUUAUAUUAUAUACCUAUCUAAUGCUGGUACUCAA
Molecule: messenger RNA, 1904 nt
Organism: Annulohypoxylon maeteangense
Lineage: Eukaryota; Fungi; Ascomycota; Sordariomycetes; Xylariales; Hypoxylaceae
Exons: 3
Coding region: 152-1660 (502 amino acids)
Molecular function (GO): metal ion binding
Source: RefSeq, a predicted model, not a curated record